AUGAGCGCGACGCCCAGAGUCCGGUCGGGGGCUUUCCCCCAGACCCCAGGCACCGUCGCGAGAGGAGCUCCUCCCACUCCUUCACCAACACCGCCUCCCGCCGCUUCGCGAAGAACAUCGCAAAAAUCUCCCUUGCCUGUCGCUCCGCGGGACAAUGCUCCCCAAACCGCCGCCGGCCAGCCGGUCAUCUCUCUCAACAUCAUCCCAGCGCCGUCCCAACGCUUGUAUGCUUGCGCCGUCUACCUUGCCCUACACGCAUACCGCAUCUACGACUGGGUGCAGCUGAUAGAGGAGCAUGCCGACUCGGUGCCGCUGUUUCUGAAAUGGCUUAUCAUUGACCUCGCUUUUCUGUUCGGCCUUCCAGAAUUGAGGAUACCAUGGCUGGAACUGGCACAACCAACAGUAAUCACACUGUUCCUCAUCCACGCCGUACUCAACUGGAUGCUCAUGUUCAACAUCGCCAUGCCCUGGACCUCCUUCAUGCUGGCAUUCGUCAAGGUUUUCUACGACAAGGAGCUCUCCAUCUCGGAGAAUUAUGUCCAGACGAGCAACAUUCUGCAUAACCACUCUCUCAUCAUGGGAAAGCAGAUUAUCAAUAUCCUUCCCGAGGGCACCGCUAUCAUGAACCCGGAAGGCGUCCCCUUCUGUAUCGGAGGCGACAAACAUUCGGCCUCGAUCCCGCUCCACUUCAACGCAACCGCGCCCGUUGAGGUGGAGCUGAUUCGAGUCGACUUGGAUACGAAUCACGAAGAGUCCCUCAAGCUUUCCAAGUCGCAGCUCCGCGAGAUUGAAAAGCUGAGCAAGCGCCAGGCGCACGAAGGUGGCCAGACCGCAGUGCAGUACAAUUUCCCAGUCAAGAAGACGGGCGCGUACAAGCUCGGCAAGGUCCUCGAUGAGUACAAAUUGGAGGUUCAGAGACACAGUCCCUACACGUUCGUAGUGGCUUGUCCCAGCGCCCGCGUCCGGGCCUCGCCCUCGGCGAUUCGCUGUCUUGGUGACCUCUCCGACCUGUCUCUUCAGGUCGAUGGCACGCCACCGCUCAAGAUUGUCUACAGUCGGACCAUCAAUGGCAAGGAUCACAGCUUCCACUUCCAGAGUUUGCAGCCCGAAGGAUUCUCAUCUCCGCUGAUGGGAUCACUCCGGUCCACUACCCUCACCAUUCCCGACGAGAAGGACAUCUCCUGGGCCCGGCCUCACCAGGUUAUGGUCAGCCUGAACGAGUCUAUGCACGCUGGAGGCGAUUGGCAGUACUCGGUCGACGAGGUCCACGAUGCCUUUGGAAACGUUGCCAAAUACGUCUCGCCCGCUGAGGACCCUGAUAUGCGCCCUAAGCCGAAGCAUCUUGUCCAGAACUUCCAUGUGCAGGAGCGCCCGCGCGUCCGUCUCCAAGGCUGUGAUUUGCGCAAUCCGCUCAAAGUUGCCAAGAACAAGGCCACCCCAUUGCCUGUCAACUUUGAGAUUGCGGGCAAGGUCCCGGAUGACACCUCGCACACGAUCACUUGGCAGUUCUCACCCAUCGACACCUUGACUAAGAGCGGCGAUCAUGGCGAUGUGAUCACGGAGGGCUCGUACCAGAGCAAGACCGCGAGGGACAGGCCCAUGAUCUCAGCUCCUGGUCUGUAUACGCUCAAGUCGGUGACUGCGGGGUCCUGCGAGGGCGAAGUCCAAGAACCUGCCUCGUGUCUCCUGCUCAAUCCCUUGGAGCCAAAGUUGACGCUGCGGUCCGAAGAGAUUCCGGACACGUGUGCUGGAAACUCCGUCGGCCUCCGUGUCGAUCUGGAUCUCGUUGGCACACCGCCCUUCGUUGUCUACUACGACGUCGUGACCAAUGGCGAUCCAAGACGCGAACGAGUCAAUAUUCCAGGCAUGCGAUAUCAGCUCGAGCUAAGACCGCGUGUUGCAGGAAGGCAUCAGUACAUUUUCAAGGCUGUUGACGACCAAGUCUACAGGGGCCAACUGCUCACUGGGGCUGAUAAGGCCUUGUACCAGGAUGUCAAACCUGCUGCGAGUGCCAACAUCCUCCGACCCACCGGCAGGAUCAGUGCUUGUUUGGAAGAGCAAAUUGGAAUAGACAUCAAUCUCUCCGGCGAUGCGCCCUUCACCCUCGAGUAUGAGCUCCUUCACGAGGGUAAGAAACAGCAAUUCAAGGCUGCAGACAUCAUGGAGUCGUCGCAUAGGAUCACGACGCCACCCUUCGUUGAGGGAGGGGAGUAUGCGCUUGCUCUGACCAGCAUUCGAGAUAAGAAUGGCUGUCGCAACUUCUUGCAAGACGAACUGAAGAUCUCGGUCCGCCGUCAACGGCCCAGAGCCGCCUUUGGCUUCAUUGACGGCAAGAGAAAGACAAAGGUCGUGGAAGAUGCCAGGGUCAAGCUUCCUCUGCGGCUGACUGGAGACGGACCCUGGAGCGUCACCUAUCGCAACACAGAUGCCGACUCUCAGCCUAUCAAGCGGACCCUGACCAAUGGUAACGGCUUCAUCGAUGUUAAUGGCCGCGGUACCUAUGAGAUCGUCGAGGUCUCGGAUAAUCAAUGCCCCGGAACAGUUGACCGCAGCGCCGCAACGUUCGAGGUCGACUGGUUCAAGCGACCCGAGCUGGCCUUGGUUUCGGGAGAGAGUAUCACCAAACAACACGGCAAGUUUGUCAAGCAAGACGUGUGUGAAGGUGACAUUGACGGCUUUGAAGUCAAUCUCCAAGGCUCCCCCCCCUAUCACGUCGAGUAUGAGAUUCGACAUAAACCAAAGCAAGGCUCUAGUUCGAUGAGCCGCAAGUCAUUCGACGCAGUCCUCUCCAAGGCUUCUAUCCAGAUGGAUACCGCAAAAGCCGGCUUGUACACUUACAAGUUCUCCGCCCUGGCGGAUAACCUCUACAAUGACGACAAGAAGUUCACGCCGCUCGUACUGGAGCAGACCGUCAACGCCAAGCCAUCUGCAACUUUUGACAAACCAGGGCUCUCCUUCAAGUACUGCAAGUCAGAGCAAGAGAAUGAGGAGACGAUCCCGAUUACGCUUACUGGUGUCCCGCCAUUCUACGUUGAGAUUGAGAUCAAGCAUCAGAGCGGCUCAGCCCCGGAGACGUACCGCAUUCCCUCCAUUGACACCCACAAGUAUGGCAUGAAGAUUCCGCGCGAGCACCUCCGUCUUGGCACUCAACAUGUCCGCAUCCGUCAGGUUCGGGAUGCUAGGGGCUGUCAGCGGACAUCGGAGCUCGGUGGUCCGUCGGUGCAGCUUCAGCUCUUCGACGCACCGGCAAUCUACCCGCUCGAGACACGCACGGAUUACUGCGUCGGCGAGCGUAUCGCCUACACCCUCUCGGGCACACCUCCCUUUGAGGUCUGGUACACGUUUGACGGGGUUAAGCGCCGCGCCAAGUCCACCACAACCACCUUCCGCCGUGUCGCCGAGGCUCCCGGCGAGUUCUCCAUCACGUCCAUCAGCGACAAGGCGUCCGAGUGCCAGGCCGCUGUGGGUCUCACCAAGACCAUCCACCCGUUGCCGUCGGUGCGUAUAUCUAAGGGUCGCAACGUCCGCGUCGAUAUCCACGAGGGUGGGGAGGUCGAGAUCCUCUUCGAGUUCUGGGGCACGCCGCCGUUCGAGUUCACCUACACGCGCAGCACCAACGCCAAGAAGGGGCAGAAGUCGCAGGUGCUGGAGACCCGGCAUGACACUUCCUACGAGCAUAGCAAGGUCAUCCGUGCGAGCCAGGAGGGUACGUACGAGGUGGUAGCCAUCAAGGACUACUACUGCGCGUUCUCGACACUGCAGGUCGAGGGUGGUGGGUCGAAGGAUAAGGGGCAAAAGCUGCUACAAUAUUAA
Thyridium curvatum is the source of this 3813-nucleotide messenger RNA. RefSeq lists its product as uncharacterized. Gene Ontology annotation, molecular function: structural constituent of nuclear pore. The transcript is spliced from 2 exons. The record is from RefSeq and is a predicted model, not a curated record. Gene Ontology annotation, biological process: nuclear pore organization; protein import into nucleus. NCBI's taxonomy places the organism in Eukaryota, Fungi, Ascomycota, Sordariomycetes, Thyridiales, Thyridiaceae. Bases 1 to 3813 code for a protein of 1270 amino acids. Gene Ontology annotation, cellular component: nuclear pore transmembrane ring.